CGAAAAAUGUUGAGAAUUUCGUUUUGUGUUGUGUGGUGUUUUUUCCAUUUAAUCUUUUAAAUAUGGUUGUCUCUCGCAUUUAAAAGUGAAAAUGUCUAAAAUAGUGAACACUGAAGGCAUUAGGCCUGGCUGUAUCUAUCGAAUAGCGCUAGAAAACUUCGUAACGUAUAAACAAGUCGAGUUGUUCCCGGGCACGUCCUUGAAUUUGAUCAUCGGGCCAAACGGGACUGGAAAAUCUACUUUCGUUUGUGCUAUAAUUUUGGGUCUCUGUGGUAAGACCAGCGUUAUUGGGAGGGCUAAGAAGAUAUCCGAAUAUGUGCGAAGUGGUUGUGAGCAGUCUACGAUUGAAAUUGAACUGUAUCAAGAGCAGGGAAAGCGUAAUGUCAUCAUCACUAGGCACUUUAACUUGAAAGAUGUGUCUACGUGGUCCAUUGACCAUAAGACGGUGCGGGAAAAGCAGGUUCAGGAGUUGAUCGCUACUUUAAAUAUACAGGUUGACAACCUCUGCCAACUCUUGCCUCAAGAUCGCGUCCAAGACUUCUCCAAAAUGGACCCGCAGCAAUUGUUACGCAGCACCCUCUCCGCCGUGGGAGGUCAGGAGAGCGUGUCCCAGUUGGACGAGCUGAUACAGUGCAGGAACAAGCAGCGAGGGCUGUCUACGAAGCUGCAAAACAACGCUCAGCUGUUGCAAGAACAAGUUAGGCUGAAUGAGAGAUUGAAAGUGGUAAUCGAUGCAAUGCAGCAAAGAAAACAAAUUGAGAAGCAAAUAGAGGUGUGCGAGAAGAAGAAACUCUGGAUCGAGUAUCAGGACUUGAGAGAGAAAGUGGUUGAGUACACCAAUGACAAAAAAGAAGCCGUGCGCUUGGUGAACACUCAUAAAAGUAAGAUGGAACCGCUUGAAAAAGUGAUCUCCAAAGCCAAGACUGGCAUUAAUAAGUUGGAGCAGGAGAAAUUGAAUUCUAACCGCGAAAUCCACACUCUAAAAGACCGCGUCAAAGAGACGUUAGCUGCGGUCCGUACCCACGAGUACACUAUCAAGGACAUCCAGUCGACCUACCAGGAGAAGCUGGAGCGGUUCAGGAAUAGGGAACGGGAGCUGGUCGAGGCUAAGGCCAAGCUGGAGAAGCUGGUGACUGAUAAGACGAAGCUGGUGGAAAAAGUUGGGGACGAAAAUCAAGUCAAAAUGGAGUUAGCCGAGUUACACAAGCCGAUACAAAAGACCAACACAGCAUUGGAGGGUUUGAAGAAAAAGAAGCUAGAGAUCCAAUACGAUCUGGAGAACAACGUCAUUCCUCAGAUACGACUGUAUCAAAACAGGAUACGUAACCUCGAAGAUGUGGACGUGAAACGUCUAGAGGUGCUCCGCAACUACAGUGAAGACGCUUACAACGCCGUAGCUUGGCUGCGAGAGAACCGAAACAUGUUUCAGGAACCUGUGUAUGAACCCAUGAUACUGGAGAUAAACUUCACCGACCCAAAAUUCGCUCGCUACCUCGAGUCUACCGUGCCAGCUCGAGACUUGGUGGCUUUCACCUUCGAGUCCACUCAGGAUAUGAACCUGUUCAUGCAGAAAGUCAGAGGGUUAGGCCUGAAGAAGGUCAACGCUGUGUGCAGUCCGAACUCACGGGUACAGAUGCAGAGCAAUGAUAUACAGCAGCUGAGCUACCUCGGCUUCUACACAUACCUAGUGGACACGCUAUCCGCGCCCGCCGCUAUAACGCGUUACUUAUGCAAGCAGUACGGCAUCCACCGCGUGCCAAUAGGCGAUCAGCAAAUAUUAUUUUUUGCGAAAACUACCACGAUUAAAAAUAAUUCAGAUAAAGUUGUGUUCUACAGAGCGUAUUAUAAAAAAAAACUGAUGAUUGCAAAGUCACCCUGUACAGCAUCUACACCUUACGACCUGGAACGAACGGUACUUCAUAAUAAAAAAAGCUACCUCGGCUUCUACACGUACCUAGUGGACACGCUAUCCGCGCCCGCAGCGAUCACUCGUUACUUAUGCAAGCAGUACGGCAUCCACCGCGUGCCAAUAGGCGAUCAGCACACGUAUAACAACAGCGGGAAGGUGCCGAAUAAUAUCAACUUCUUCUUCACUGAAAACCACCGCUUCACCGUGCGCGUGUCAGCCUACAGCGGCGCCAAGUCUAGCUCUACCACCGAAAUCAGGCCGGCCAAGUUGCUUGCCAACACCGUUGAUAUUGAACAACUCAACAACUACAAUACGCAAUUGUCAAAAUUCGAGGAGGCAAGCCAGUCUCACAGGAGAAAAGUGCAGGAGUUGGACGAGAAAGUGGCCGCUUUGGAAGUGAAUUUGAACGAAUUGAACACGCGGAGGAAACGAAUCAGCGAGGGAGUCGAGAAGGUACGCACAAUCUGCGCUCAAAUCCGGCUCCAAACCAAGAAAGUCCAGGAUAUAGAGAACGAACCAUCUUUCAACAUCGAGCAAGAGAGAGAGCGAUGUAGAAGGAAGCAACGGGAUUGCGUGAUUAAACAGGGGAAACUUCAUAAGGAGUUAAGUGACGCUAUGAAGAGCUUGCAGACCACGAUACUGAAUGGGGAGAUGUGGAAGGUAAAACUGGACUUCAGCAGAAACGCGAUAGUACAGCAAGAGUCAGAACUACGUGAGCUUAAGAACGAACUGCGUAACGUGCAGACUACCCUCGAAAAUAUUGAAAGUUGCCUUGCCCGGGCCAAGUCCAAUGCUAAGGAGAAACUGCUGGAGGCUAAAAGGUCGUGCGACAACAAGCUACCGCAAGACCCCGACUUUCCCCACAAGGACGACUUCGACGUGCUGCCUUCUGAUGUAAAUAGUCUCCAGGAGCACAUGUUCGAGCUACAGACCAGAAUCGACUGUAUGGACCAGGGGGAUGAGCAGGUCAUUAAAGAAUACGAAGAAAGAGAGAAAAUGAUAUCCAAACUCAAGGCGGACGUUUCUAGCUCGAGCGACGUCAACAAACAGUUGGAGGAUAAAAUGCGAAUACUCAACUCCCAAUGGCUGCCGCCACUGGAGACUCUAUUACAGAACAUAGACAAGAGCUUCGGCGAUAUGUUCGCUAAGUUAGGCUGCGCUGGCGAAAUCAAACUCGACAAAGGGGGGAGCGAUGAGGACUACGACAAAUACGGCAUAUCCAUCCUGGUGCGCUUCCGAGCGGCCGAGCAGUUGCAGCAGUUAACACGUCACGCGCAGUCCGGCGGCGAGCGAGCGUUAUCCACUGCGUUAUACCUCAUGGCGCUGCAGAGGCUCACGACCGUGCCUUUCAGAUGCGUGGAUGAGAUCAAUCAAGGCAUGGACCCCAUCAACGAGCGGAAAAUGUUCCAGUUGUUGGUGAAAGUCACCACCGAGUGUGACAACGCGCAGUAUUUCCUACUCACUCCUAAGCUAUUAACAAACCUGGAGUACAACCCCAAGAUAAUGGUCCACACAAUCAUGAAUGGAAAGAAAAUCAUGAACUACAGGAAAUGGAAGUACCACCAAUUCUUGGAACGGGCACACGCGUACCGGGCUAUGAAUCAGUAAGGUAUGCGAGAUACUACCAAAAAUGUAUUGAACGGUGCAUUUACCGCAUUUAAAGGUAACAUUGUAGGUCUGCCGCUUAACUUAGUGCCUGAGGGUGUUUUUGUAACGUCAAACGUCAACGAGACUUCAGAACUUCAGAUUUAUAUGCUCUGUCACGUCAUAAUAUGUCAAUGUCA
Molecule: messenger RNA, 3693 nt
Organism: Ostrinia nubilalis (European corn borer)
Lineage: Eukaryota; Metazoa; Arthropoda; Insecta; Lepidoptera; Crambidae
Gene: SMC5
Product: structural maintenance of chromosomes protein 5
Exons: 21
Coding region: 92-3517 (1141 amino acids)
Biological process (GO): double-strand break repair via homologous recombination
Cellular component (GO): Smc5-Smc6 complex; nucleus
Molecular function (GO): single-stranded DNA binding; ATP hydrolysis activity; ATP binding
Source: RefSeq, a predicted model, not a curated record